AUGUCGUCGCUGAGCCGGGAGCUGGUUUUUCUUAUUCUCCAGUUCCUGGAGGAGGAGAAGUUCAAGGAGUCUGUCCACAAGUUGGAGCAGGAAUCUGGAUUUUUCUUCAAUAUAAAGUACUUUGAUGAGAAAGUGCAGGCAGGGGAGUGGGACGAGGUGGAGAAGUAUCUCUCUGGGUUCACAAAGGUUGAUGAUAAUCGAUACUCAAUGAAGAUCUUCUUUGAGAUAAGGAAGCAGAAGUAUCUUGAAGCGCUUGACAGGCAUGACAGAGCAAAAGCGGUGGAGAUAUUAGUGAAAGAUCUCAAGGUUUUCUCAACGUUUAAUGAGGAGUUGUUUAAAGAGAUUACUCAGCUUCUCACACUUGAAAAUUUCAGGGAAAAUGAGCAAUUAUCAAAAUAUGGUGACACAAAGUCGGCUCGAAGCAUCAUGCUUAUUGAGCUGAAAAAACUUAUAGAAGCCAAUCCUUUGUUUCGAGAGAAGCUAGUUUUUCCCACUCUCAAGGCAUCACGAUUGAGAACUUUAAUCAACCAAAGCCUUAAUUGGCAACAUCAACUUUGCAAGAACCCAAGGCAGAAUCCUGAUAUUAAGACGUUGUUCACGGACCAUACUUGUGCUCCUCCAAACGGUGCUCGUGCACCUUCAGUUUCUGUACCUCUUGCAGCUGUUCCCAAGCCUGCUACAUAUACGCCACUUGGGCCACAUGCGCCAUUCCCACCUGCGGCAGCAGCAAACGCCAGUGCUUUAGCUGGCUGGAUGGCUAAUGCUGCUGGUUCAUCAUCAGUUCAAUCUGCUGUUGUUGCUGCACCUACCAUAUCUAUUCCACCCAAUCAAGUUUCUAUCUUGAAACACCCCAGAACUCCAAAUACUCUCACUAUGACAGACUAUCAGAAUGCUGACUCUGAGCAAUUAAUGAAGCGUAUGCGGUCUAGUACACACCAAGCUGAUGAGGUUACAUAUCCUGCUCCUAUUCCACAAAUUGCAUGGUCGUUGGAUGACCUGCCAAGAACAGUAGCUUGUGCCAUGAAUCAGGGAUCAAAUGUGACAAGCAUGGACUUCCAUCCUUCUCAUCACACACUACUAUUAGUGGGCACCGGGACUGGUGAAAUUACACUAUGGGAAAUUGGUUUACGGGAGAGGCUGGUGUCAAAGCCAUUCAAACUGCGAGACAUAGCAUCUUGUUCUUCUCAAUUUCAGGCUGCAAUGGUUAAAGAUACUUCCAUAUCAGUUACUAAAGUUUCAUGGAGUCCAGAUGGAAACCUGAUUGGGGUUGCAUUUUCAAAGCACUUGAUUCAUCUACAUGCCUAUCAAGCUCCUAAUGAGCUACAUCAACAUAUAGAGAUUGAAGCUCACAUGGGAGGAGUUAACGACAUAGCAUUUGCUCAUCCAAACAAACAAGUAUCUGUCGUGACUUGUGGUGAAGAUAAGCUUAUAAAGGUUUGGGAUUUGACCGGUCAGAAGCUUUACACUUUUGAAGGUCAUGAGGCUCCUAUUUAUUCCAUUUGCCCCCAUCAUAAGGAGAAUAUACAGUUUGUUUUCUCAACUGCUAUUGAUGGGAAAAUUAAGGCAUGGCUGUAUGAUAACAUAGGAUCUAGAGUGGACUAUGAUGCUCCUGGGCGUUCGUGCACGACAAUGUUAUAUAGCUCUGAUGGAAGCAGAUUGUUUUCCUGUGGGACUAGCAAAGAAGGAGACUCAUUUCUUGUAGAGUGGAAUGAAAGUGAAGGGGCAAUAAAGAGAACAUAUGUUGGUUUCCGGAAAAAAUCAGCUGGUGUUGUUCAGUUUGACACUACCCAAAACCACUUUUUGGCUGCUGGUGAAGAAAAUCAAAUUAAGUUUUGGGAUGUGGACAUUGUGAACAUGAUCACAAGCACAGAUGCAGACGGUGGACUUCAGUCUCUCCCGCGAUUGAGAUUCAAUAAAGAAGGAAACCUUCUUGCUGUUACAACAGUGGACAAUGGUUUCAAGAUACUUGCCAAUGCAGAAGGACACAGAUCUCUGCGAGCUUUUGGAAGUCGAUCCUUUGAAGCAUUUAGAGCUCAAUAUGAAAGUUCUCCUGUCAAGGUUUCGGUUGCUCCUGUGGUUGCUAGCAUCUCCCCAAGCAUAAGUAGGGUGGAUCGCUUAGACAGAAGCUCUCCUGCAAAGCCAUCUCCUAUUCUUAAUGGGGGAUCACCCUCUUCUAGGGGGAUGGAGAUCAAACCCAGAAUUUUGGAGGAUUUAUCUGAUAAGGCCAAACAAUGGGAAUUGUCUGAAAUUCUGGACCCGCUUCAUUGCCGUGUUGUUCCAAUGCCAGAAGGCACAGAGCCUGCCAGCAAGGUUGCAAGACUUCUUUACACAAAUUCCGGGGGUGGUUUGUUAGCUCUAGGAUCAAAUGCUAUCCAGAGAUUGUGGAAAUGGAGUCGGAAUGAGCAGAAUCCUAGUGGCAAGGCCACUGCCAGUAUUGCUCCACAGCAUUGGCAACCAAACAGUGGUCUUCUUAUGAUCAAUGAUGUAUCAGAAACCAACCUUGAAGAAGCAGUUCCUUGCAUAGCACUCUCAAAGAAUGAUUCGUAUGUCAUGUCGGCUUGUGGAGGGAAGGUCUCUUUGUUCAACAUGAUGACAUUCAAGAUAAUGACUACAUUCAUGCCCCCGCCACCUACUUCGACUUAUUUAGCCUUCCAUCUACUAGACAAUAACAUCAUCGCUAUUGGAAUGGAAGACGCUACUAUACACAUUUAUAAUGUUCGCGUGGAUGAGGUUAAAACAAAACUGAGUGGUCAUCAGAAGCGCAUAACUGGACUUGCCUUUUCCAACAGUCUUGGCAUCUUGGUUUCUUCUGGUGCUGAUGCUCAGCUAUGUAUAUGGAACACUGACAACUGGGAGAAAAAGAAAUCCAUUGCAAUUCAAUUACCUGCAGGGAAACCACCUGCUGGUGAUACUCGAGUCCAGUUCCAUUCCGAUCAAAUUCGCUUGUUAGUAUCCCAUGAAACACAAAUAGCAAUAUACGACACAUCCAAAGCGGAAAGGAUCCGUCAGUGGGUUCCCCAAGGUACACUUUCUGCGCCGAUAUCCCAUGCAGCUUAUUCAUGCAACAGCCAGCUGGUUUAUGCAGCCUUCUGUGAUGCAAACAUCGGGGUGUUUGAUGCCGAUAACUUGAGAUUAAGAUGUCGCAUUGCGCCUUCUGCUUAUUUAUCUUCUCCAGCUGCAAACAGUAACCCUCCAGUGUAUCCUCUGGUGAUCGCGACACACCCACAGGAACCAAAUCAAUUCGCAAUCGGAUUAACUGAUGGAUCAGUUAAAGUCAUCGAGCCAAUCGAGUCCGAGGGUAGAUGGGGAAAUUCAUCGCCCGUCGACAAUGGAGUUUCGAAUGGCAGGGCAACUGCAUCAUCAGCCACUAGCAAUUCAGCUGCUGACCAGCUUCAAAGAUGACAAUAAUUUUAUGCAUCAAUGUUUCCCAAUUCUAGUCUCUGAUCUUUUUAUUCUAUCUUGUGUUGUGUUCUGUCAAUAGUGUUUUCAUUUACCAUUUUUAUUUCUAUAUUUAUCUCCAUUGUGUACCUGCAUAAUGUAGUCUCAAAAAAAAAAGGUGGCCAAGUCCAGGGGGUGAAAAGCAUGUUCCUGAUCGCUUGUAUGAUAUAUAAUAUUUGGAGGCCUCUAUUUAAUUACAUAUUUUUAAAUUUUA
This is a messenger RNA of Dioscorea cayenensis subsp. rotundata (Guinea yam), 3652 nucleotides long. Its product is annotated as protein TPR1-like. Lineage: Eukaryota; Viridiplantae; Streptophyta; Magnoliopsida; Dioscoreales; Dioscoreaceae. The record is from RefSeq and is a predicted model, not a curated record. Gene Ontology annotation, biological process: regulation of DNA-templated transcription. Gene Ontology annotation, molecular function: protein binding.